This is a messenger RNA of Cygnus olor (mute swan), 1258 nucleotides long. Its product is annotated as histamine N-methyltransferase-like. The coding region runs from base 200 to 1078 and encodes 292 amino acids. Gene Ontology annotation, molecular function: N-methyltransferase activity. NCBI's taxonomy places the organism in Eukaryota, Metazoa, Chordata, Aves, Anseriformes, Anatidae. The record is from RefSeq and is a predicted model, not a curated record. The transcript is spliced from 7 exons.
AUCCUGGAGAUCAGAUCCCAGAGGGGACCUCCUCCUGGCUGGGGGUGGGACCGGAGGCACCGCGGGGGUGUCAGCACGGCACAUCCCCAACACCCGCGGCAUCGUGCCGAGGGAGCUUCUGCACCAGGCACCACCGCACACGGGAUUGCUGUGGAGAACUAGCUGUCCCCCUGCCGUGCACAGCCUCCCGAAACCCGGCAUGGCUUCCUCCAUGCGGAGCCUGAUGGCUGACCCCAGCAGGUACCUCCGGUCCUUCCGCGUCUUCCUGGCGAAGUCGACCGAGCACCAGUGCAUGCAGGAGUUUGUGGAGCGGCAGCUGCCUGGCGUGCUGGCGAGUAUUGGAAAUGGGAAGCCUGCAAUCAAUAUUCUAAGUGUUGGUGGUGGAGCAGGAGAGAUUGACCUGCAGAUCCUCUCAGCUGUACAAGCCAGAUAUCCAGGAGUCACCAUCAACAAUGAGGUGGUAGAGCCAAGUGCCGAACAAAUCCUCAAGUACAAAGAACGUGUGGCGGCGACAUCAAACCUCGAGAAUGUAAAGUUUACCUGGCAUAAGGAGACAGCUUAUGAAUAUGAAAGUCGAAUGAAUGCAGAAAAGAAGUCUAAAAAAUGGGACUUCAUUCACAUGAUUCAGAUGCUGUAUUAUGUGAAAGAUGUCCCAGCAACUAUCCGGUAUUUCCACAGCCUCCUGGAAGGGCAGGCAAAGCUCCUCAUCAUCAUGGUGUCAGAAAACAGUGGUUGGGAAACACUGUGGAAGAAGUACGGAUCUUCCUUGCCUUUAGAUGACCUCUGCACUUAUGUGUCCUCUGCUGAUAUCAAAAGGAUGCUGGAUUCAGCUGGGCUGAAGUACCAGCUCCACGAGCUCCCAUCCAACAUGGACAUAACCAGCUGCUUUACCGAAGGGGACACAGAUGGGGAGCUGUUGCUGGAUUUCCUGACAGAAACAUGUGACUUUUCUAAAACUGCUCCUCCUGAGCUAAAGCAUCAGAUAAUGGAAGAAUUAAGAAAGCCUGGAUGCAGUGAAAAAAGAAAUGGGAAGGUGCUUUUUAAUAACAACCUGAGUGCAAUAGUGAUUGAGCCCUGAAUUAACACAUUUUGUUUCUAAAACAUUCUUUAUAAAUGGAUUAGUUUACUUCUACUUAGUUUACUUCUUGUAGCCUGUUAAGAAGUCAUUACUAACAUCUGUUAUACGUGAACUUUAAUAGUGAGAUUAAUUCUGUACUAAUCUAUGAACCUGCAACUUGGCAGUAAAUUGUGCUUUAUC